Messenger RNA from Manihot esculenta (cassava), 2013 nucleotides. RefSeq lists its product as uncharacterized. NCBI's taxonomy places the organism in Eukaryota, Viridiplantae, Streptophyta, Magnoliopsida, Malpighiales, Euphorbiaceae. The record is from RefSeq and is a predicted model, not a curated record. The transcript is spliced from 3 exons. The coding region runs from base 1 to 2013 and encodes 670 amino acids.
AUGGACCAAAUUAAGCCUCCGAAGAAUUUAGUUCUGUCUAGGGAGAGCAUGAACGCUGCGCUGGACGCCCUCCGAGCUGGGCGACGCAUCUUAGAGGCUACUGAAGAAGUGGCCCGGGUUAUUUCUUCCAGGACGGUUAGCCGACCUCCUGCCCCAACUUCUUCUCGAGCUCCUAAACUGAGCUCCCGAAGUACCAGAUCUUCCAGGCCAUCUAGCCGUAACAGGCCGAGCUCGGCCAGUCAAUCUUCCCAGGCUCCAAAAUCUACGCAAGUUGCAGUUCCUAGGAAGGAGGGGACUCCCCAGAUCACCGUCGGGUCGGUUGAGGACAUCGAGCUGGUGAGGGAGGAUCUGGCUGUGCCUUCUGAGGGUAUUUCUGAGGAGGUGCCUGGGACACACCCUGUCGACGUCAACGCCCCAGAGGGCGAGAAAGAGACCAGCCUGGCAGGGGGAGAUAUUCAGGGGGCUGUUACUGAAGUUGCCCCUGUCAUUGAGGGAGUAGGACCCAGUCCAAUUGAUGACGAGGCCGUAGCGGAGGAGGUCGGGAGUAAGCGUCCUCCUCCUUCUAAUGCACCUGCCCCUGCUCCUAAGAGAUCCCGUGCUUCACAAAGGCCGGCUCUGGCCCUGCCUGCUAUUGGAAAAGAGAAGGCUUAUGUGGUGCCUCUGCUGUCUGCCCCAGAUAACGACAUCCUAAAUGCAGAGGACAUCACUCACCAGUCCCCAGCAAGCGUGGUAGCUGAGUUAAUCCGGGAGCGGAUGUUUGGCGGGGUCACGGAAGCCUCAGACCCUCGCUUGCUUGCUCUCAUUGGCCUUCUGGCCAGCUCCACUCGUGAGCAGGCAGCGUUCCGAUCUCGCCCUCGAGGGGAGCUAGGAGAUAUUAUCAGGGAGAUGCUCCUUAUGGUGAUGGGCCUAUUUAUGGAGGUAGAUGCUCGUGACCACACUCUCCAGGAGUCAGUGGAUCGCCGGGUCGAGGAGGCACAUUUGGAGGAAAACCUGUCUGCCACCAGUGACGCCCAAAGCAAUCUCGCUGCAGCUCGAGAGCAUUCCAAGUCCUUACAGGCAGAGCUGACAUAUGCCCUGGAUGCUCUCAAGAGAGCGGAUGAGAAGGCAGCUGAAGCAGAUAUUCGUUGUAAAGAAGCCCUAAAACAGUUGUCUUCUCUGGAAGAGGUCCAAAGGGAGAGAGAUGAGGUCCGCCACCAGUAUGAGGCCUUGAAGGCAGAUUUUGAGGCAGCCCAGUUCCAACACAAGGCCGUGAUGGCUCAGAGGGAGGAAGUCCUGGCUCGGGUAGUGGUCCUCGAGCAGGAGCUGGUCAAGCGGGCAGAAAGUUUUAAAGACCUGACCUUGGAGGCUGAGACAACAAGACUCCAAAAUCAAUAUCUCAGCCAAGAGGUCGAGGCUCUGAAGAAGAGAUGCUCAGCCCUGCUUGAGGAUGCUAAGCUGGCUGAAGAUAGGGUUCAGCUGGAGUGCGAGGAGCGUUUAAGGGAGUAUAAGGAGUCCCCCGAGCUGAAGAAGGAGAUCCAGCAGGCCGGUGAAGAUUAUCUCCAAGAUUACAAGAAUUCUUUUGAGUUUAGAGCCGAGAUGGCUGAGGCCUGCGAGAGACGACUUGCGGAAUAUAAGGCUUCUGACGAAAUGAAGAUAGCGGAGGAUUCCGAUGGUGAGGACGUGAUUUAUGGGGAGGACGACAGACCUUUGCCAAAAGGGGCUUUUCGCGCUGCGGUUGGACCUUCUGAGGCAGACAUCGAGCUAGAUGGAGAAGAAGUGGAGGUCUUCGAACCUGAGGGGGACGACGACGGGCUUCAAGAGAAGGAUGUAGAGUUAGGAGAGGAAGGCACUAGGCCUCAGGGGCAGGAGGUGGUGCUUUUUGUAGGUACUGGGGGGUCUGAGCGAGGGGAUGCCAGACCUCCCAUAGACAGCAAUGUAAAUAUAGAUAGUGUGAAUGAUAGUGAUGUAAAUGUAGAUGAUAAUGCACCUAGGCAUGUAAGUCCUUUAAGGACAGAUUUUCCUUCAGUAGAGUAG